CACUGGAUAAGAUGUGACCAACUUGUGCUGCAAAACAAUUAUAUUACUGGUGAUAAAUUUUGAAGUGUACUUCAUUUAAAGGAGGAGUGAAUGUUUAUAACUGGGGAAAAGUCUAUUACAGCAUAGAUUGAGCUGUGAAGCCGAAAAAAAAAGUAAGAUAAAGAAUACUUUAUAAAGACAAAAUGAUGAUAGCAGUCUACAUGUUUCUGUUGCUCUGUUCUCUGUUCAUGGCUUGCAUUCAUUGUGAUCCUGCACAACUGUGUGGAAAUAGGUGUUUAUGUUCUUCCACACAUGAUCAGAAGAUAGUUCACACAGCAGUGUGUUCAAAAGAUUUUCCAAGCCAGCUAACACACAAUAUAUCAGUUUUAAUUAUGAAAAACCUUGGUAAAACACUUAAUAAAGAUGAUGUAAAUUCUCCAAGUAAAUUAACUAAACUUGAUCUUAAAGGAAAAAUCAAAGAGAUCCAGGAUCAUGCUUUUGACAUUGAAAACCUCAAAAACUUAUCUGUACUAGAUCUAAGUAAUAAUACGAUCCAAAAACUCACAUCCAAAACUUUUUCUGGGCUAAACAAUCUGAGAGAAUUGUAUCUAGAUAACAACAAUGUGAAAGUCAUAGAGAAUGGAACAUUAACCUUCAUGGGAAAACUAAAUAUUCUGUUCCUUAACAGAAACUAUCUGACUGAUAUUCCAUAUUUGCCAAUGAAUAUUACCAAACUCCAGUUACAGCAUAACCAUAUCAGAACAGUAAAUUUUCAUGGUCAAAAGCUGUAUAACUUAAAGUAUCUAGAUCUUUCUGGUAAUGCCUAUGAUUCAAUAAAGAAGAUGGAGUUUCUCCUGGGUAAUCACAUAGAACAACUUUCCCUUGGGGAUCAAAUUCUACAAAUUGAACCACAAGUAUUUCAAGAGACUAAAGAACUGAAAAGAUUAGAGCUUGAAGGAAAAGAUUCUUUGUUUCCAGAGACUUGGGAAGGAAUUUUUCAAAUUAAUUCACUGGAAACACUGACAAUAAAAUACAUACCACUACCUCCACUAAACCAGCAUAAUUUUAGCUCCAUGUCUCAUUUAAAAUCCCUUAGACUAAUCCACAUAAAUACUGAUGUUCAAAUGAAACGAAAUGUGUUCAAACAACUGGUACAGCUAGAGGAACUUGAUCUUCAGGGAAGCCCAAAUAUUGCUCAGCAUAUUAUUAAUACAAAUGUCUUGCUUUCAAGUUUGAGUCAUCUUAAAACUCUGAUACUUCAAUCUGUUGGGAUUAAAACAUUUAGAAGUAAUCAAAGUGAACUACUAAAGAACCUUUCAUUUCUCGACAUUAGCAAUAACAAACUUCAAUGCGACUGCCGACUCAAAUGGCUGAUAAACAAAGUUAUCACUGGACAGAUGAAGCUAAAGAAUCCAAAGCAAACUAUUUGUUCAGAGCCAGCAUCAUACUAUGGAUACUCUAUUUUAGACAGUCGAGUUACCUAUACUUUGUGUCCCAAAGAUGAGAGCACAGACACUGAAGCUACCAAAAUUCCCGAUAAAGCUCGUGUUACAUUUUAUCCUCCUUCAACCUCACCAAACCAGAGUAUGAACUCCAAAACCAUCAUUUACAUUCUGAUUGCUUUGUCUACAAUGGUCGUCAUCUUGGCUGUUUUGCUGAUAAUCAUGAUUUUCAGAAACUGGCGGCAAAAGUAAAACUUGCAAAAUUAGAAUUAACAUUUAUGGUUUUUGAAAAUAUUAAAACUUGAGUACUUGAUUACUGCGAGGAGUUCUUCCUAAUCAUUAAUGUUAAACGUCUUUAUAUAAAUUAAAUAAAGACUGUAACCACAAAUAAUUUGAAAUAUUUACUUGCUUCUAAAUUUAUCAUAAAUAUUACAUUCCAAUUUGAAGUUGUAUAUAUAAAUAUGUAUAUAUGUAUUUUGUACUAAAAAGAAUUUUUAGAUUACAUUUAUGUUAUCUGAAUAUCUAGUCUCCUGACUCAAUGAGCAUAAUUCCUACUUGUAUGAAUUAUGUAUUAAUUGUGCCGUAUUAGCAAAAAUGUUUAAUACUUGAGUCAGUACUAUUUAAUAAGAAGAUUCCCAUUUAAAUCUCUUAAAAAGUUCACUAUUUUUUGUCUCUCUUUUUGCCAUUAACAUAAGCUUAAAACCCUUUAAAUUGAAAUGUAUAUUACACAUUAAGAGCCCUUAAAAGUACCACUUAGUAUCAGCUGUGGCAUUCUCAACUUUUUUAGGUUUCACUGUUGGCUAAAUCUAAACCCAGCACUUUUACCUUCAUUCUCUACAAAAACAACUUUAACCCUAACUCUAUCCAUUUCUUGUUCUGCUCCUGAUCUGCUAUUUUCUUUUUCUGCUAAUAGAGCAUACUUCUCCAAAAUAAUAUUUCACUUCUUAUCAUCAAAUAUGCAAAUAUAUUAUAUCUUUCUAAGCCUCCUACAAAUGAAUUCAAGCCUAUAAUUCACAAAUAUAACCCAAUCUUAGCACCUCUCACACCCUAUGAACUCCAUUUCACUAUUAUCCCCUAAAUAACUCUAUGCAUAUUGAAGUUUUGCAAGUAUUAAUUCUCUAUUAACAAUAUUUAUAAAUUUAAUUAUAUAAAGAUAUUUGAUAAGUAGAUUGGAUUAUUGAUAAAUCUAACACUAAAAUCUUUCUCUUAGUGUUAAUUAAUAGGGAUACUAUACAAGUCAUGAACUCUGUUAAAUCUCCUGUAUUGCAUAAUAAUUGCAUAGUAUGAUAUUACGCAUUAUCUACUGUUUGAAAAUAACAUAUUUUAUAGAGUUUCUUCUUUGUUGUUUGUACUUGUACACCUUUUUCUAAAUUGUGGUAAGUGAAGUAUACCUGUUAUCUGGAGUUUUUGUAUAUUUGGUUGUAGAGUGCAUUAAGUAAAUAAUCAUUAAAGGUAAUUCUCCAAAUAUAAUGACAAGAAAGUAGUUGUAUAAAAUAUGUUGUGAUGAAUAAUGAGAGAACAUCAUUACUGUAUUUCUGGAUAACAUUCAAUGUAAUAAAAGAACUGUAACUGACA
Messenger RNA from Limulus polyphemus (Atlantic horseshoe crab), 2996 nucleotides. RefSeq names its product leucine-rich repeat neuronal protein 2-like. Gene Ontology annotation, molecular function: protein binding. The transcript is spliced from 2 exons. NCBI's taxonomy places the organism in Eukaryota, Metazoa, Arthropoda, Merostomata, Xiphosura, Limulidae. The coding region runs from base 183 to 1673 and encodes 496 amino acids. The record is from RefSeq and is a predicted model, not a curated record.